Messenger RNA from Cooperia oncophora, 447 nucleotides. The record is from the annotation of a GenBank genome assembly. Lineage: Eukaryota; Metazoa; Nematoda; Chromadorea; Rhabditida; Trichostrongylidae.
AUGUUUCGCCUGGUGUCUUCAUUCGAUAUGUACCUUUCGCACGACUAUCGCGAUCCUAUACGGCACUUCGAGUCCAAUAUGUAUGGCAAAACAGCGGAGGCCCCACGAUGGGAAAUUUGUGUGCGAGAAGUGAUCGACUACUUGGGUAUACCGUUGGCUACAGCAUUCAUCGACACUCACUUUUCGACAGAAGACAGAGAGAAGGCUAUAGAAAUGAUGGCAGAUUUCAAAAAAGGCAUGGAAAGUCUUUUGUUGGAAGCUGAGUGGAUGGACGAUGACACCAGAACAGCCGCAUUGAAGAAACUCGAGAGCAUGAGAUAUAAAAUGGGAUUUCCUGACUACGUUUUCAAUGAAACCGAAGUGAUGCGGCCUUACAAGGGCGUUGAUCUUGCAGAGGAUCGCUAUUUUGCCAAUGCCGUAGAAUUGAGGAAGGCAGCUGUACGGUAA